AUGUUUCGGUUUUUCAGUUAUGAUACCCUCACCCUAUUCUUUCUUCUUCUUUCUUCUUCUUCUUCUGUCUUUCCCGCUAUAGCCACCCGGUCGCCACCCAAUCCUUUAACUGAAUUAACUGUCGAUAUUCAGAACGAAACGUGGCACAGUUUUAUUCGCUUUCUUGAUGCCGGAAAAGGCAGCCAUGUCACCGGCAUGGCCGAGCUCAAGAAAUAUUUUCAACGUUUUGGGUACCUCUCAUUCCCGGAAAAUAAUUUCACCGAUUUAUUCGAUCAUGAGUUUGAGUCGGCUCUGUUUAUGUACCAGAAAAAUCUCGGGUUAUCAACCACCGGAAAACUCGACUAUGAUACCAUGAAAGUGAUCAUGUCGCCCAGGUGUGGAGUUUCCGACACGACAACACCCCACAAUUUACAUGCAACGAAACACUACGCCUAUUUUUAUGGCGAGCCGAGGUGGACCAAGUCGUCGCCGAUGAUAUUAUCCUACGCUUUCUCUCCGGCCAACAUCAUCGAUUACAUAAGCUUAUCCGAUAUCAAAACAGUUUUUCGACGAGCCUUUUCAAGGUGGUCUUCUGUGAUUCCGGUCAACUUCACCGAGGCUGGGGAUUACUCCUCGGCCGAUAUCAAAAUUGGGUUUUAUAAAGGCGAUCAUGGCGAUGGGGAGGCGUUUGACGGGGUUUUGGGAGUUCUUGCACACGCUUUUUCGCCGGAAAACGGUAGGUUCCACCUGGACGCCGCCGAGACAUGGGCGGUGGACUUCACGGCGGAGAAGUCAAAAGCGGCGGUGGAUUUAGAAUCAGUGGCGACGCAUGAAAUUGGGCAUGUACUUGGGUUGGCUCACUCUUCGGUCAAAAACGCCAUUAUGUACCCAAGUUUGAGUCCGAGGACGAAAAAAGUGGACCUCAAAAUUGAUGACGUGGAAGGUGUCCAGGCUUUGUAUGGCUCAAAUCCUAAUUUUAGUUAUAAUUCUUUGUUGGAAUCAAACAUUUCAUCAAGUUGGGGAUUUAUAGCCAUGGAAAGAAGAAACGCGAUUUUAGUGUUGAUAGUAAUUAUUUUUUCUCUAUGCUUAUGA
This is a messenger RNA of Fraxinus pennsylvanica, 1071 nucleotides long. NCBI's taxonomy places the organism in Eukaryota, Viridiplantae, Streptophyta, Magnoliopsida, Lamiales, Oleaceae. The record is from the annotation of a GenBank genome assembly.